CGCGGCCCCGCGGUCACUUCCGCGUUAGGGGAACUCCAUGUCCCGGAAUGCCUUGGGAGCAGGGGUGUCACUUCCGUUGUGUUGGAAGCUGUGGAGCCUUGAGUCCAGGAGGCGGGUCUGCUUUGAGAGCGUCGGCUAGCAGCUCGGGGGACAAUCCCCGCUGGAGAAGGACUGACGAUAGGUGGAUGUCUUGCAUGGGGUUCGCGUUUGGGGCCAGGUGGAGGGGCGAACCCCUGUGUUUCUGCCCAGUCUUUUCGUAGAUGUGCAAUAUGGAGGUGCCGUCGGACCCUGGUAACCAGGACCUGCUGGACUUCCUGCUGGAGGAAAGCGGUGAUUUGGGGGCAGCGCUCGACGAGGCCCUGGAGGCUUCGCUAGACUGGGAGCUGCCUCCUUCUGAGGUACUUAGCGAUUGGGAGGGCGAGGAUUUCCUGAGCUCUCUGCUGAGUUCCCCAGAGUCAUUGAACGUUCUCAGCUCCUCUAACCCCUGUCCGGUCCACCAUGAUCACACCUACUCUGUACCACAUGAGCAUAUCUCCAUAGAUCUAGACAACAGGAGCUAUGGAAAAGAGGGGGCCCAGAUGACUGCACUGCACGUGGAGGAGCCAGCAGAACAGCCCAUCUCCCAGGAACCCCAAGAGAUUGCUAGGCUGAUACUGACAGAUGAGGAGAAGCGACUUUUGGAGAAGGAGGGGCUUACUCUGCCUGGGACGCUCCCUCUCAGUAAGAUGGAGGAACAAGUUCUGAAACGAGUGCGGAGGAAGAUUCGAAACAGAAAGUCUGCUCAAGAGAGCCGCAGGAAGAAGAAGGUGUAUGUGGGGGGUUUAGAGAACAGGGUCUUGAAAUACACAGCCCAGAAUCUGGAGCUACAGAACAGAGUCCAGCUCCUGGAGGAACAGAAUCUGUCCCUUUUGCAUCACUUGAGGAGACUCCAGGCCAUGGUGAUUCAGAUAUCAAAUAAGACCAGCAGCAGCAGCACAUGUGUUCUGGUCCUACUGUUCUCCUUCUGUCUCCUCCUCAUACCUGCUAUGUACUCUUCUGACACAAGGGGGAGCCUGCCAGCUGAGCAUAGAGUGUUGUCCCGCCAGCUUCGUGCCCUCCCCAGUGAGGACCCUCAGCAGCUGGAGCUGCCUGCCCUGAGGUCAGAGGCACCAAAGGACAGCUCAGACCACAUGCUCCAAGCUCCUGGCAACUCUUGCUGCCUGUUUUACCAGAUGCCUCAGGCUCCUGGCAUGGAGCCUCCCCUGAAGUUGCCACUCCCUGACCCCUUCUCAAAGUCCCCCUGCCCAGGUCCCAUCUUUCCUCUGCACGCAAAUCUCACGAGGGGGGGAUGGCUUCCUACUCACAGCCCUGCAUCUAUCAUCUUGCAGGGCCAGUACUCGGGCUAAAUGUGAGGAUGUGGGGAACCUCAGCGAGAGCCUGGGGCUCCCAGUCUGUGUCCAAAUAAAAAAGAAUGGGAGAGGGCUAGACUCAGCUCCUGUUCCGUCAGGAAGCCUAAGCGUUCAAAUACACCACACUUACUGGCUUUUGGGGUCUUUUAUUUGUACCCAUAUGUGUCUAUCACCCUAUGAACGGGCCUGGGGGAAUCCACUGACCUCCCUGAAGAUUUCAUGCGAUGAGGGGAAGGGGUGAGGAAAGAAAUAAAUAAGUGAUCCUGA
This is a messenger RNA of Equus caballus (horse), 1655 nucleotides long. It is a transcript of the gene CREB3, whose product is annotated as cAMP responsive element binding protein 3. Gene Ontology annotation, cellular component: nucleus. The record is from RefSeq and is a predicted model, not a curated record. NCBI's taxonomy places the organism in Eukaryota, Metazoa, Chordata, Mammalia, Perissodactyla, Equidae. Gene Ontology annotation, molecular function: RNA polymerase II cis-regulatory region sequence-specific DNA binding; DNA-binding transcription factor activity, RNA polymerase II-specific. Gene Ontology annotation, biological process: regulation of transcription by RNA polymerase II.